Molecule: messenger RNA, 366 nt
Organism: Nicotiana tabacum (common tobacco)
Lineage: Eukaryota; Viridiplantae; Streptophyta; Magnoliopsida; Solanales; Solanaceae
Source: RefSeq, a predicted model, not a curated record
AUGAUUUGUUGCAAACCAACUGAAUCACCCAUUGAGUGCCAUCACAAGCUACAAACAGGGGUUGGAGAGUCAGUUGACAAGGAGAGGUAUCAGAAGCUGGUUGGAAAGCUUAUUUAUCUCUCUCACACUAGACUAGACAUAGCUUAUUUAGUGAGCUUGUAUUUGAAGUCUGCUCCUGGAAAAGGCAUGUUUUUCUCCAAAUAUGGUGACAUCCGGAUAGAAGCCCAUACAGAUGUGGAUUGGGCUAGGUCUCUAGAUGAUAGAAGAUCUACAUCUGAUAACUGUACACUCAUAGGAGGGAACUUAGUCAUUUGGAGCAGCAAGAAGAAAAGUGUAGUUGCUAGAUCAAGUGCAAAAGCAGAAUAA